Messenger RNA from Cornus florida, 1178 nucleotides. Its product is annotated as auxin-responsive protein IAA29-like. Gene Ontology annotation, biological process: regulation of DNA-templated transcription. Gene Ontology annotation, molecular function: protein binding. The transcript has 4 exons. Gene Ontology annotation, cellular component: nucleus. Lineage: Eukaryota; Viridiplantae; Streptophyta; Magnoliopsida; Cornales; Cornaceae. The coding region runs from base 149 to 862 and encodes 237 amino acids. The record is from RefSeq and is a predicted model, not a curated record.
UAAAACAACAUACCCAAAUCUCCUAACCCCCAUUUCUCUAUUACCAACACAAACACAUUAUAUAUAUAUAUAUAUAUAUAUAUAUAUAUAUAUAUAUAUAUAUUAUUAGUAAUUGGAGUUGUGGAUCACAUACUUUGAUUCAUUUGUUAUGUUGUUGUUGGAUGGUAUGGAGCUUCAACUCGGACUUGCACUCCCAAGCAAUCCCAUGAAGGGGUUCGACCUCAAUAGCUGCUAUGUUUACGAGCCUAAGGGAGCUUUAGGCUCGGACAUAUUCAACCAUCUCGGUUCUAAUGAAGGCACCAGUAAGUUGAGAAAACGUGGUCUCACUCAAGCUUUUGAUGAGCAAGACAUCCCCCAAACUCUGCCUCUAUUGGCGUGGAAUAACCACCCAAACGAAGAAGAUGAUGGGAAACAACAACGCAACAAGCCUUUUAUCAUUCACAAAUAUGAUAUUGGAGAUGAAGAUGGUGUGGUGGGGUGGCCACCCAUCAAUUCGUGGAGAAAGAAGCUUUGCAACCAAAAUCACGGUGGUCAGGCGGCGGACAUCAAUGGGAUGGUGGAUAACGGUGGUGGCAGAGGAGGAGGAGGAGGUGGUGGUGGCAGAGGAUCAAAUUCAAUGUACGUGAAGGUGAAGAUGGAGGGAGUGGCAAUAGCAAGGAAGGUUGACUUAAGUCGUCAUGAGUCAUAUGAAACGCUCACAGAUACAUUGGUUGACAUGUUUUGGAUACGCCAGGAAGAUGUGAAGGCUUACACGCUCACCUAUCAAGAUAAGGAAGGGGAUUGGCUCCUUGUUGGAGAUGUACCUUGGCAAACUUUCAUCCAAUCGGUGCAACGCCUAAAAUUACUAAGGACAAGGGGGUGAUUGAGAUGUAGUGGAACAUAUCGAAGUGUGUUUUUCGUGGGCAUGCUUGCUCUAAUUUAGGAGAAGCAGAGAUGUUUAUUUGCUAGAAUACUAAAUAGAGAUGUAUGUAAACUGGGUGAACUUUAAUUAACUUGCAGUAAUUCAUAUAAGAAACGGAUGCUUAUGGACGUACUGUAGUAAUCCUCUCACAUCUCACUAUUAUUUUUCCCACCUUAAUUAAUUUUUGGAGCAUUGUCAAAUGUAUCGUGUUUGAUAUUCAUGGUAUGUUUUCAUAAUUGCUUUAAUAGUGUUAGCCCAAAGUGGUUAUUAACAUUUU